AUGCGUCAGUUGGAAAAGAUCAGCGUCACGUUCCUGACGGAUGCGAUGACAUCCAGAUUUAUCAAUGUGAUAACAGGAAUCGUGCUAGGAAUGUAUAAGUUGUUUCGGCUGAUUGUGCAUGAAGAGGCUUGUGAGAGAUCGCGGGCUGGAAUUCGACUACAAAAUUUGGUAGCAAACGCUUAUUUGGAAUGUCACACUCAAGCAUAG
Molecule: messenger RNA, 207 nt
Organism: Plasmopara halstedii
Lineage: Eukaryota; Oomycota; Peronosporomycetes; Peronosporales; Peronosporaceae
Exons: 2
Coding region: 1-207 (68 amino acids)
Source: RefSeq, a predicted model, not a curated record